AUGCGGAUGCUUCUGCGAAGAAAAAGCAGGAAGAACUCGUCAAGAAACACGACAAGGGCCAAGCAAGAGGAAAUCGAGAGGAAGCUCAAGGAGAAGGCCGAGUUGGAGAAGGCAAAGAAGGAGCGGUUGGACGCCAAUGAGGCUCGUAAAGAAGAGGAAAGAACCAAGUAUGCAGAUUACCAGGCUGAAAGAGAAGAAGAACUCAAGCAAAAGGUAGCUGAAUUGAAGGAGAAAGAAGCCCAGUACGCCGAGGAGAAGGAGACUUUGUUGGCAGAGAAGCUGGAGAACCAGGCGAGAAUCGAUGAAGAAGAACAAGCCAAGAUUGACGAGCGUAAGAAAGAAUUGGAGGAAAUGCAGGCAGAAAAAGAUGAAGUAUUGAAGCCUGUUUUGGAGGAGUUGGAGGUUGAAACCACCAAGCUUAAGGAAGUUACCGAUGCUCGCGACCAGCUUCGUGAAGAAGUUAAGACUGGAGAAACCCACCAGGAAGAGUAUGAGAAGAAGGUUGUUGAACUUAACGAAAAGUUGGAAACGGUCAAGGCAGACAUUGAGAAGUAUACUGGGGACCUUGAGGAGUCCACCAGGACCGCAGAGGACACUAGCAAGGAAGUGGAUGAGCUUCAUCAGCAGCUGGCCGACGAGUUGAAGUUGGCUGAGGACUCGCACAAAGAAUUGGAUGCGAAAAUCCAGGACUUGGAAACCCAGCAGAAGGAUCAUUUGGUCACCAAGAAGGAACAGAAGCAGUUGAUUCUUAAAAACUUGGAUGAAAGGGUUAAAGAAGAACAUGCCAUCAACGCCGAAUUGCCUGAGCACAUGAGAAAGGAGGUCAACGAGAAGAAAUUGAGAGACGUGGGGGACUUAUUUGGAGACGACGAGGUUCCAGAACAAAAACCACUGAACGUGGCUGCAAAAAAAGAACCUAAAGAGACAACAGCUCCGGUUUCCAAAGUUGCACCCACCUCCAAACCGGCGGUUUCUAGUGCCAAAAACGAGAAAAAGAGCGGGCUCAAGCGUUUCACCAAGUACUUUUCCUCGAAACCUCCCAAGGCUGCCGAGCCAGUUCCCAGAGCCAAAUCUGUGAAAAAGGAGCAUCUGAUUUCCGAGGCUAGCAACGCUGAUUUCGAUGACAUUUCGUCCAGCAACGAGAAAAACAAGGGCGGUUUGUUCAAGGAGGAAAUAUAA
Molecule: messenger RNA, 1179 nt
Organism: Meyerozyma guilliermondii ATCC 6260
Lineage: Eukaryota; Fungi; Ascomycota; Pichiomycetes; Serinales; Debaryomycetaceae
Exons: 1
Coding region: 1-1179 (392 amino acids)
Source: RefSeq, a predicted model, not a curated record